UGUCACUUUUGGCUCGGGUGGAGCUGGAUAUGAUAAUUUAACUACAACAAUUGUAGUAAGUGCACUGAGACUUCUAUAAUCAUUUUGCUCUUCCCCUACGUGAUGUUAAUAUUUUGGGGUUUCUAACACGGUUGUACACUUUUUAUAAGCGUGAUCAAUCGAAAAUAUGCAGGGUGCCAUACCUCUAUGGAAGCAAUUGGAAUUCUUCAAAGAGUACAAGGAGAAAUUAACUAAGUUUUAAGGGGAAGAGAAAGCAACCAAAACGAUACGUGAAGCAUUGUAUGUAAUAAGUAUAGGAACAAAUGAUUUUAUAGAGAAUUACCUCACUAUUCCCAUACGGUCGUUACAAUUCAACAUGGAGGAGUUCCAGAAUUUUCUCACCGAAAAUGCCAGCAGGUUCAUUAAGGAUCUUGGAAGUUUGGGUGCCCGAAAAAUAUCAAUAAGUGGGUCAUUUCCCAUGGGGUGUUUGCCAAUAGUAAGAACUCUGAAUGUUCUGGUAGGAAGAGCAUGUUUGGAUUACUAUAACAAAGUGGCUAUGGAUUUUAAUAGAAAGCUUAUCAAGUUAGUCGCAGACUUGAGAAAAGAGGUUGAUGGGAUCCGUGUGGUGUAUGCAGAUGGAUUCCAGGUGGUGAAAAAUGGAUGCUGUGGGAUGGGAACGGUCGAGGUAAACCAACUGUGCAUGUUGGCAGUGUCAUUAUGUAAAGAUCCCACAAAAUACAUAUAUUGGGAUGCAAUACAUUUCACAGAAACGGCAAAUAAGCUAUUUGCCAAUAACAUACUGAACACAGGCCUAGCUAAGUUAAUCUGAGAUUCUGAAUCCCCCCGUCAUUAAAUCAAUCCUGAAAAUGUACUAAUGCUGCUACCACAAUGAUGUAUGUUCACGAGCAAAAUAGAAAGACUCCCAAAUAUAAUGCAAUUUAUAAUUCGAUGCGUAAUGCUAAACAUAAU
This is a messenger RNA of Papaver somniferum (opium poppy), 948 nucleotides long. Its product is annotated as GDSL esterase/lipase At4g26790-like. Lineage: Eukaryota; Viridiplantae; Streptophyta; Magnoliopsida; Ranunculales; Papaveraceae. Gene Ontology annotation, molecular function: hydrolase activity, acting on ester bonds. The record is from RefSeq and is a predicted model, not a curated record. The transcript has 2 exons. The coding region runs from base 356 to 808 and encodes 150 amino acids.